AUGCCCUCGAAAUCGUUACCGAAAGAUGCGAACGAUCGAGCUCCUUUCCUGGAAGGUGUUAAGGUGUUGGAGGCGCCGCCAAGGGACCACGGUCUCCUUGUCUACUUCAUAGCUUUGCUGCAUGGAAUUGGAGUUCUCAUGCCAUGGAAUAUGUUCAUUACCAUAGCUCCACAGUACUACGUCGAUUAUUGGUUUUCUCCGAACGGCACUCAAACGGACUAUUCGAAAAAUUUUAUGAGUUCAUUAGGGAUCGCGGCGCAACUUCCGACUCUUCUUAUCAACAUCAUCAAUACGUUUGCUGUUAUUGGAUGUGCAUUGCUUCUUCGCAUUGCUGGACCUAUUAUGAUAAAUUGUGCUAGUGUUUUUGCAGUUAUUAUGUUGAUUACGUUCGUUUCACCAACCGAAGAAGCAAUGGGAUGGUUCUAUGUUGUAACUCUAAUUAUUGUGGCUAUUAUUAACCUCUCAAAUGGUCUCUAUCAAAACUCGACAUUCGGUCUUUUUGCUGACUUCCCAGCAAAAUAUACCAAUGCUCUUGUGCUUGGAAAUAACAUUUGUGGCACUUUCACUACAGUACUCUCUAUUGUCGUCACUAUGAUUCUUUCGGAUGUACGAUCGAUCGCUAUCACUUAUUUUUCCAUAUCACUUUUUGUACUUAGCAUGUGCGGUUUUUCUUUAAUCGUUCUCGUUAAACAGAAGUUUUACAACUAUCAUAUUGAAAAAGGAAAUGCAGCUAGAGCACAAGCAAAUACUUCAAAACCAGGACUCUCGCAAUUUGUUGAGUGCUUCAAAAUGUGUUGGGUGCAACUUUUCAACGUUUUCUUCAUCUUUUUCGUCACUCUUACAAUUUUCCCGGCAAUGAUGGCCGCCACCCCUCUUUACAUGGAAUCUAAUCAGGAAUGGCAUUCUAUCUGGCCAGAACGUCUUUACACUUUUAUUACUUGCUUCCUUUCAUUCAAUCUGUUUGCUACGGUAGGAUCUAUGAUCGCAAACUUUGUUCAAUGGCCGCGUCCAAAAUUUCUCUGGAUCCCAGUGCUUCUACGUGGCCUUCUAAUCCCUUUCUUUAUGUUCUGUAACUACAGACCAUUCGAUCGAACGUUACCAGUACUAUUCAAAUCAGAAUUCGUCUUUCUUUCCGGAGGAAUUCUUAUGGCAGUCACUUCUGGUUAUUUUAGUUCACUUGCUAUGAUGUAUGCUCCAAGGGUUUGCCCAGAACGAUAUGCGAAAAUUGCCGGCAUGACAGCAGCUUUAUGUUUAAUCAUAGGAGUGUUCUCCGGCGUUUCUUUCACAUUGGUUGUCGCUUAUAUUACAACCAUGUCGUAA
Molecule: messenger RNA, 1320 nt
Organism: Necator americanus (New World hookworm)
Lineage: Eukaryota; Metazoa; Nematoda; Chromadorea; Rhabditida; Ancylostomatidae
Exons: 14
Coding region: 1-1320 (439 amino acids)
Biological process (GO): nucleoside transmembrane transport
Cellular component (GO): plasma membrane
Molecular function (GO): nucleoside transmembrane transporter activity
Source: RefSeq, a predicted model, not a curated record